UGUUAACCCGAUGCCAAUAAGAUGCCAAUCCGAUUCUGAUGUCAACUUUACCCUGCUACAAAAUGGCGGCGUCCACGAGAGGGACAACAUUGCUUUCAGUUUGUACAAGGUGUUUCUUACAGCGUAGAUAUUUAAGUGUUAACUGCUCACUAUUUGCUGGAGGCAAGUGGAGAGAAAGGCAUGGUUUAGCAAGGAAUCCAACCCAUGAUUAUGGUCCACUAGUAGAUCUUCCUGAUUGGACGUAUGAAGAUGGAAGACCCGCACCACAGACUGAACGUCAACGUUAUAAUCUAGAGAGAAGAAGGAAAAUAGCGGAACGAAUUGAUGUCUUUGCAAGGGAACUUGUUCAAGCUAAAAAAGAACAUGCGGCAAAACAAGAAGAAAUUCAAAUCACAGAAGAAAAUGUGAAGAAGAGUCGGCUACGACCCAAGGGAACACCAUGGAAAACAAAGAAAGAUACAGCAGAAAUGAGCUAAUAAUAAAUAUCAGAUUUACAUAUUCAUA
Saccoglossus kowalevskii is the source of this 504-nucleotide messenger RNA. RefSeq names its product large ribosomal subunit protein mL52-like. Gene Ontology annotation, molecular function: structural constituent of ribosome. NCBI's taxonomy places the organism in Eukaryota, Metazoa, Hemichordata, Enteropneusta, Harrimaniidae. Gene Ontology annotation, biological process: mitochondrial translation. The record is from RefSeq and is a predicted model, not a curated record. Gene Ontology annotation, cellular component: mitochondrial large ribosomal subunit.